AUGCAGCAACAAAUUCAAAAUUUAAACGAAUUUAUAAACAGAUUAGAAAAUAGAAGAGACAAUGAAACUAUUGGAUGUACGACAAAUAAAAUAAUAUUAUUACUUAAAGAUUUUAUUGAAACAUUUCAAGAAAGUUAUUUUGAAUUAAAAAAUACAAUAAAUUUACUUCAAAACCAAAUAACAAAAAAUAUUCAAUUAGAAGAAAAAGAAAUAAAUUCAAAAAAAAUAAAAGAAGAAAUAGAUAAUUCAAGUGGUUUACCUUCAACGUCUAUCACUACUCUUAUGGAAUGGAAUAAUGGUAAAAAAGCGCAUAUUUUAUUUAAUGGACCAAUUCCAACACCAAAAACAUUUAAUGAAAUAGUUAGUGGACAUAGAAAUGUUAGUAUUGUUAUAAGAACAAAAGAUGAUUCAAUAUUUGGGUGUUAUAGUUCUAAAUUACGUUCUCCAAUGUCUUUAAGAGAUAAUGAUUUUGAUGUUAGAGAUGAUAAUCAAUUUUAUGUAUUUACUUUACGUAAUCAUUGUGGAAUUCCUCCAAUGAAAUUUACUAAAAAAGACAACGAAUACACUCUUGCUCGAUUUGCAUCAUCUAAUGAAACAAUGAUUGCUGAAGCAGAGUCUUGUUUUAAAUUGGCUAGUGAAAAAGGGGUAUCUUCUAUUUCUAAAUAUUUUUCUCAAGAAUAUAAUAAUGUGCCAUCAUGUUCUACUCAACUCUUUGUUAAUUGUUCUGGAGAAGAUACAUUUACAGUUCAAUCACUUCAUAUUAUAGAAUGGAAAUAA
Messenger RNA from Entamoeba dispar SAW760, 777 nucleotides. RefSeq lists its product as uncharacterized. The transcript has a single exon. The record is from RefSeq and is a predicted model, not a curated record. Lineage: Eukaryota; Evosea; Mastigamoebida; Endamoebidae. The coding region runs from base 1 to 777 and encodes 258 amino acids.